CCGCUGCCGCUGCCGGGCUUCGUGCGUUCGCGUCGCGUGUGUGGGCAUCCAGGACGCUAAAGCGUUCAGCCAUUGAAUCCGUGUGGCCCAAAGCCCAAAGCCGGCCAAACUGGCAGAGCCAAGUGCCGAAGCCAUCCAAGCAAACGGCCCUCGGGCCAAGUGUCCAAUGUGAAUGAUACCACAAAUGAUAUCUUUAGUACUGCCGCCGCGUGUAAGAAAUCCGCCAAUAAGCAAAUAAAGUUUUGAAAAUGAUGAAGCAUUCAGUGAAAUCCGCGAUUAGUUUUCGUUUGUGUUGUGUGCGAACAUCGUCCAUGGAAUCAUUAUCCGUACUGUCAUCGUUAUCUGCACGGCUCUCGAGGAACCAACAGAGGGGCCUGCUUUUUUAAGUAAACACACAGCAAAAGCUCGUUCAAAAUGAUCACCUAAAGGCAAAAUCCGCCGAAACAAAUCCGUUACAAAAACUCAACACAAAAAGCAACAGCUUAUAACACAAACAUAGGUUAAUUGGCACCGAAAAACACACACACCAACAAGUGAAUACAAAUUUUAAUUGCCGGCGGGGGGCGAGAAACAAAUCAGAGAAAACCAAAAUCUAUAAAAAAUAGAAAACAAACGUAACGCAAACCACCGCAGAAAUCGCUUUAGAUCGUAAAGGAAAUAAAACAAAAUAAAAAUACCAAAAUUCUAAAAACCAAAAACCAACAAAAAUAAAGCUAACAAAAUGACGCUGCGCAUAUCGGCCAAAUCCAAGCAUCAGCGAGGGCUCAUCAUUUAUGGCUUUGUGCUGCUACUGACGACGGCCACCCGGGCAGGACGGAUCUUUGACGUCACAAAUCUGGACUACGUUAAGGUGAACGCCGAGGCGGGCAAGAACGUGACCAUACCCUGUCCGGGCGUCAACGAGCACUCGCUGGUGGACACGCUUGUGUGGAAGACGGCAUCGACGACAAUCGCGCAGUUCGCCAACAGGAUACCCCUACUGCACAGUCCCAGGAUACAACUUCUAUCGGAUAAUUUCGGGCUGCAGUUCUCCCCAUCGCUGGCCAGCGAUACAUCCGAGUACAUAUGUCUGGUCAACGAUCGUCAUAUACCGGAGGCGAUUGUCGAUCUGCUGGUUCAGGAUGUGCCUGAUCCACCGGAGCGACCAUUGUUGAUAAGUUUCACAUCCCGCUCCGUGAACUUAUCCUGGGCGCACUCGCAGCACCCGCGGAAUGCACCCGUCACGCAUUUUAUUAUUGAAACGCGAGAGGGCGAAGAUGGCAUCUGGGAUCAGCUGGCGCGCAUUUAUACAAAAACAAAUGCCACAUCAUAUCAGGUGACCGGCCUCACGCCCUUCACCGUCUAUAGCUUUCGCCUGCUGGCCGUCAAUAAGCUGGGCAUGAGUCCCCCGUCCAAGGAGUCCUACUACAUUGUGACGCUGCGGGAAGCGCCCACGGGCAAGCCCAUACCGACGACGGCCCACAACACGUCCUCGACGUCGGUGUACAUCUCCUGGAAGCCACCGCCACCGGAUACCAUACUCGGUGAAUUUCUUGGCUAUCGCAUCACAUAUCGGCCACGCGACCGCGAUCCAAAUGACACCAAGGAAAUCUAUAUACGAGAUAACACUGUGGAGAGCCAUGAAAUACAGAAUCUGCAGACAUACACGCAGUACAAGGUGACCGUGCAGGUAUUCAACCCGGAAGGCCUGGGACCGGAGACAACCAUCCUGGUGAUGACCGACGAAGGAGUGCCAAGCAAACCCCAGAAUCUCACCGUGCUGGAUGUGUCCGCGAACAGCAUCACGAUGUCAUGGCAUCCGCCAAAGAACCAGAACGGUGCCAUAGCCGGCUACCAUGUCUUCCACAUACACGACAACCAGACGGGCGUGGAGAUUGUAAAGAAUUCGCGCAAUUCGGUGGAAACUCUCAUACACUUUGAGCUGCAGAAUUUGCGACCCUAUACCGAUUACCGUGUGAUUGUGAAGGCCUUUACCACCAAGAACGAGGGCGAACCCUCCGAUCAGAUUGCCCAGCGCACCGAUGUCGGUGGUCCCAGUGCGCCGGCGAUUGUCAAUCUGACAUGCCAUUCCCAGGAAUCCAUAACGAUACGCUGGCGCAGGCCCUACGAGUUCUACAACACGAUCGAUUUCUAUGUCAUAAAAACGCGUCUGGCGGGACAGGAUUCGCAUCGGGAUAUACGGAUCAAUGCCUCGGCCAAGGAACUGGAAACGGCGAUGAUUCUGCAGAAUCUAACAACCAAUUCGUACUACGAGGUCAAAGUGGCAGCGGCAACAUUCAGUGUCAUAAAUCCAAAGAAAAUAGUCUUGGGCAAAUUCUCAGAGUCAAGGAUUAUCCAACUGCAGCCGAACUGCGAGAAACUCCAGCCACUGCUCCGACAAUCGCAUAAUGAUUACAACCUGGCCGUCCUGGUGGGCAUUAUCUUCAGCUGCUUCGGCAUCAUACUCAUCAUCAUGGCCUUCUUCUUGUGGAGCAGAAAGUGCUUCCAUGCCGCCUACUACUAUCUGGACGAUCCGCCACACCAUCCGAAUGCCCCGCAGGUGGACUGGGAGGUGCCAGUCAAGAUUGGCGACGAGAUUCGUGCCGCAGUGCCCGUGAAUGAGUUCUCCAAGCAUGUGGCCUCGCUGCAUGCGGAUGGCGACAUUGGCUUCAGCAGGGAGUACGAGGCUAUUCAGAACGAGUGCAUCAGUGACGACCUGCCCUGCGAACACUCCCAGCACCCGGAGAACAAGCGCAAGAAUCGCUAUCUGAACAUCACAGCCUACGAUCACAGUCGCGUCCAUCUGCAUCCCACGCCGGGACAGAAGAAGAACCUGGACUACAUCAAUGCCAACUUCAUAGAUGGCUACCAGAAGGCGCAUGCCUUCAUCGGCACCCAGGGCCCGCUGCCCGACACCUUCGACUGCUUCUGGCGCAUGAUCUGGGAGCAGCGGGUGGCCAUCAUUGUGAUGAUCACGAAUCUGGUGGAGCGCGGCCGACGCAAGUGCGACAUGUACUGGCCCAAGGAUGGCGUCGAGACCUAUGGCGUCAUUCAGGUGAAGCUCAUCGAAGAGGAGGUCAUGUCCACGUACACGGUUCGCACGCUACAGAUCAAGCAUCUGAAGUUAAAGAAAAAGAAGCAGUGCUAUACGGAGAAGCUUGUGUACCAAUAUCACUAUACGAAUUGGCCAGACCAUGGCACACCGGAUCAUCCAUUGCCCGUGCUGAAUUUCGUAAAGAAAUCCUCGGCUGCCAAUCCCGCCGAGGCUGGUCCCAUUGUCGUGCACUGCAGCGCUGGCGUUGGUCGCACUGGCACCUACAUCGUACUGGACGCCAUGCUCAAGCAGAUCCAACAGAAAUCGAUUGUGAAUGUGUUUGGCUUUCUGCGUCACAUACGCGCCCAGCGUAAUUUCCUUGUCCAGACCGAGGAGCAGUAUAUAUUCCUGCACGACGCACUCGUCGAGGCCAUAGCUUCGGGCGAGACCAAUUUGGCGAGCGACCAAGUGGAGGAGCUAAGGAACUGCACGCCGUAUUUGGAGCAGCAGUACAAGAACAUUAUCCAGUUCCAGCCCAAGGACAUACACAUUGCGUCGGCCAUGAAGCAGGUCAACUCGAUCAAGAAUCGCGGCGCCAUCUUCCCCAUCGAGGGCAGUCGGGUGCAUCUGACCCCCAAGCCGGGCGAGGAUGGCAGCGACUAUAUCAAUGCUUCGUGGCUGCAUGGCUUCCGGCGGUUGCGCGACUUCAUUGUCACCCAACAUCCCAUGGCCCACACGAUAAAAGAUUUCUGGCAAAUGGUCUGGGAUCACAAUGCCCAGACAGUCGUUCUGCUCUCCUCCCUCGAUGAUAUAAACUUUGCCCAGUUCUGGCCGGAUGAGGCCACGCCCAUCGAGAGCGAUCACUAUCGCGUGAAAUAUCUGAACAAGACCAACAAGAGCGACUAUGUGACCCGGGACUUUGUCAUUCAGUCGAUACAGGAUGACUACGAGCUGACGGUCAAAAUGCUGCACUGUCCCAGCUGGCCGGAGAUGUCCAAUCCGAACAGCAUCUACGACUUCAUUGUGGAUGUCCACGAGCGCUGCAAUGACUAUCGCAAUGGACCAAUUGUAAUAGUAGACAGGUACGGUGGGGCGCAAGCGUGCACUUUUUGUGCCAUCUCAUCGCUGGCCAUUGAGAUGGAAUACUGCAGCACAGCGAAUGUGUAUCAGUAUGCCAAGCUGUAUCACAAUAAGCGGCCCGGUGUGUGGACAUCCAGCGAGGAUAUACGCGUCAUCUACAAUAUACUUUCAUUUUUGCCUGGCAAUUUGAAUCUGCUGAAGCGCACGGCGCUACGCACUGAAUUCGAGGAUGUGACAACGGCCACGCCGGAUCUCUAUAGCAAAAUAUGCAGCAAUGCAGCGACAGAUGCUCAAAACUUAGAUAUUGUAGGCUAAACUAAAGAUAAAAUUUACAAAAAAAAACAGCUGAUGGCAGAUGAUUAGGAGAUUAAAUCAUUUUAUAAAUGUUUAAAUAUAAAUAUUUAAAAUUAACAAACUAUACAAUUACGUAUGUAUGUAUGUAUUGUAUGUAUACAUAGGGAUGUAUUUAUUAACAUUUAAGUCGUCGCAAGCAAAGCGUUUAGCGCAUUGUCCAUAAAUUAUUCAGUCGCAUAUUAAGCUCAUGUUUUAUUAUCUUAAUUUAUUCGUAUUUUAGUUGUUUCGCUCGUCUACAAACUAUUUAAAUUAUUUCUCCCCCCCUCUAUAUAUAUUUUGUGUACACUAGACUUACAGGCAGAUUUUAUGAUAAAUAUUUUAUAUAUAAAUUUAGUCACAAGGAAAACUAAACAAAAAAAAUCCACAAAAAGUCAACAACAAAGGUAAAGGAAAAUAGAUUCAAAACAAAGAGAUCAAAAACAAAAAAGUAAUUGCAAUGCGAAAAAAUGAAAACGUAGAAAAAUGCACAAAGUGAACGGCGUAGAACUAUAGGAAAACCAAUAAUUGUCUCAUCAUUUACGAGUUUAUACACUAUAUAUGCAUAGAUACAGGUACAUACGAGUAUAUAUAUUAUUAAUUAAUAGUAAUUCGUUAAUGCAGGUUAGUGCUGCACACACUUGUGCCAUGAUCUUUUAAGCGCCCCCCAUUAAAGCUCCUAUUAAAGUAAUAAUUAUUUGUUAAUGUACGAGUUGAUGAAGCACUUUUUGCAUUUCAUAUUGAUUCAGUGUCCGUCCUAGUGUCUGUUAACGAAACAAAUUUUUGCUGUUUUCUCACUUUACAAAUUUUUUCUAACCUGUUUUUUCAUAUCCAUAAAAGCAAAAAAAAAAGAACAAAAAAGAAAAAACAACUCAAGCAAAACCUUAGCUAAAAAAUAAUUGCGAAUUUAGUAGGCAAGAAAACGAAUUAUUGGCAUGCAGUAUACAGAUUAACCAAGCGCACCUUUGCACGGAGCACAUCACCCGACAACCACAAACACACCCACACAUCACUGUAAAUCCCCAACAAAAUGAAGAAGAUGCAAAUCAAUUCACACUCUCUACGAAAGGCACCAAGCACAAGAGCAUCACGUUAAGAUUGUAAAUAAAACUUAGGCAAAGAACUGCUGGAAGAAAUCAACUAAUUGUAAGCCUCCCUAAGCUAUAAAUAUUGUAAAAACAAAUGCAAAUCGAGUUAAACUAAGUGUAAAACUAAAAAAUAAACGCAAGCAAAGUAUUAUUAAAAUAUAUACGAUUUAUGUGAACAAAACAAAUGCCACAAUUGAAUGAAAAAUGCAUAAGCAAAUAUUGUUUCAAUCUUCAUUUAAUGCACAGGGAGUAACCAUAUUGAACAGGCCCAAACCCAGUGUUGGCUCACAGCGUAAUAUUAAUGUGUACAGUUCUUAAAUGAUAGCCUCGGAUACGAUACGGAUAAAUGAAAUCUUAUCUUUACUUUUUGCACUCUGAAUUGCCAUAGCUAUGCUGUGGUGUGUGUGUGUGUGUGUGUGAUGUGCAGCUGAGCAGUCCGAAAAUUAUCUGAUCUAAUGAAUAGCAGAGUUCUUUAGUUGCUCCAUCACUAAACACACACACACCAACCUACACAGCAAGUAGAGAGCAAAGAAAAUUAGGAUAUAUUUUUACAUUUUAGUGUAAAAUAUUGAUCACAAAAAAAAAAAACAAAAAAAAGAAAGGAAGAGAAAGGAUAAAAAUGUUUUAAAGACUGGUUUUUUGUACACUUUAACUUGAAUAAGCAUGUAUACUGAUUAUGUAAAUGAAUGAAUGUCAAUCGUAUUUCAGUUUUCCCUCUAGAAUUACCCAUGUGUCCGACCCGCCACGCCCCGCCCCUAUCGUAUGUAGUUAGACUACUUGAGGAGUAAGGAUUUUUGGAAUGUGGCCAAAGAGGUUGGAAAGGGAGGGACACCUACAACUUUUCUACUUUUCAAACUGGAUCUUAUCGAAGCGAGAUCAGUGCUAAACCCAAUCAUUUGUCACCCUGACACCGUAUAUAGAUCGCUCUACAUAUUCACCAAAUAAUGACCAAUUUUUGUGAGAUUCUGUUUCUUAGGCACUAAACCGACUUAGAUUAAGGUACACACGAAAUAUAUACGUUAGAAAGGCUUGUAAAUUCUCAUACUGACAACGGCAAUGGUAACAAAUGCUUCAUCUGUAAUAUAACAAAAAAAGAAUCAUAAUAUGUGUAUGUAUGUAUUUCGAUACCAAAACAUGAGGAAACUACGCAUUUUAACUGUUAAACAAAUGAUUAGUAGUACGUACAAUGAAACUAUAGAUGGAUAUGUGUGGUAUGUGUACAUAUUGAUGUAUGCGUUAUGUAUACAGACAGCCAAAGGAAAAGCUUCGUCUACAGCAUUGUAAAGGAGCUAAAAGAAAAAAAGAAAAAUUCCCCGCAAAAAAGAAACUUAACAAAACUGCACACACUUUUCGAGCAAAUGGAAACCUUUCCACGACUAAACUACCUUCACAAAAACCAAACUAAAAACAAAUUAAAAAUGGUAACUAAAUGAAAACAAAAAAAAAACCACAACAGAAUAUCUAAUUGACGGUGUUAUGCAAUUUAUAAAUG
This is a messenger RNA of Drosophila obscura, 7003 nucleotides long. RefSeq names its product tyrosine-protein phosphatase 99A (gene Ptp99A). The transcript is spliced from 19 exons. Bases 722 to 4408 code for a protein of 1228 amino acids. NCBI's taxonomy places the organism in Eukaryota, Metazoa, Arthropoda, Insecta, Diptera, Drosophilidae. The record is from RefSeq and is a predicted model, not a curated record. Gene Ontology annotation, molecular function: protein tyrosine phosphatase activity; protein binding. Gene Ontology annotation, biological process: protein dephosphorylation.